AUGUCCAAGUCUUCAACAGCACCAAAAAUGUCAUCCCAAGAGGAAAUAUUGAGCGAUGGACGGUUUAGCUGUGUUACUAGGGAUCCCAGAUUUUGGGAGAUGCCAGAAAAAAAACGUAAAAUCAAGAUUGACAAGCGAUUCCGAGCUAUGUUUCAUGACAAGAAGUUUAAGCUGAAAUACACUGUGGAUAAAAGAGGUCGCCCUGUUAACUAUACUUCUACAGAGGACCUCAGGAAAUUUUAUGCGCUGUCAGAAUCUGACUCUGAUCUUUCAGAAGAUGAUAAUAAAGAACAUACCAAAAAGAAAAAAAAGAAAAAAAAAGCUAAACCUAAAGGAGAAGCAGAUUCUGUGAAACUACUUGCUGACAGUCUCUCUAGGGAGAAGAGCAAAAUAAACAAACACGAGGUGGACCAAACCUGUGAAGCAAUGACAAAACUAGAUGACCUUAAAAAUGAAGGACAAAAAAUUACAUCGAAUUUCAACUUGAAAGAAGACUCUAAGAAAACUGCAACGGAAGUUGAUGACUCUCGGGGAAACAAGGGACUUUUAAACAAAGGGAAAAACAAGAGAGGAGAUGCAUCAGGAGGAAGAUCAAUUUCAAUUCAAAACAAGCAAAAGGCUUCACAAUCAAGUGGUACUAAAUCAGUUAAAACUCCCAGAAGGGAUGUUUCCCAAGGAGGAAAAAUAAAAGAAUCAGUGACUGUAUGCACAGACACCCAUAAUCAACGUGACAUCAAUAAAAGCCAGUUAGAGGAAGAAAUUUCUGCAAGUGAUGAUUCUGAGUAUGCAGAAUCGGCAGAGGGGCCAGAAGAUAAUGAGACAGGCGAGGAAGAGGAGCCAGAAGAAGGUGGGGAAACAGGCGAAGAAGACAAUGAUUCAGAAGAUGAUGAAGAAAGCGACAGUGGGCCUGAUCUAGCUAGAGGCAUUGGGAACAUUGAAACAAGCUCAGAGGAUGAUGAGGAUUUAAAUGACCUGUUUCCAAAGGAGCCAGAGAUAGAGCAUUCAUGGCGUGAGCUAGAUAAAGAUGCCCCUCGUGGAGAUGAGAUUACAAGUAGAUUAGCAGUGUGUAAUAUGGAUUGGGAUAGGUUGAAGGCUAAGGAUUUGCUGGCUCUAUUUAAUUCUUUCACACCCAAAGGAGGAACGGUAUUUUCUGUUAAGAUUUAUCCUUCGGAAUUUGGAAAAGAGCGAUUGAAAGAGGAAGAACAAAAAGGGCCUGUAGAACUAUUUGAUCUUCCAGAGAAUACCACAGAGAAUGACGGGCUUUAUAGGGAAAAACUGAGAGAGUAUCAAUUUAAGCGACUGAAAUACUUCUAUGCAGUUGUAGAAUGUGAUUCUCCUGAAACAGCCAAUAAAAUUUAUGAAGAAUGUGAUGGACUGGAAUUUGAAAGCAGCUGUUCUUUUAUAGACCUGAGAUUUAUUCCAGAUAACAUUACAUUUGAUGAUAAGCCAAAAGAUGAAGCCUCAGAAGUGAAUGUGGCUGUAUAUAAGCCAAAGUACUUCACAUCUGCUGCUAUGGGAACAUCAAAGGUAGCUAUCACAUGGGACGAGACAGAUCAUGAACGAGUAACAUCACUUAGCAGAACUUUUAACAAAGAGGAACUUCUUGACAUGGAUUUUCAAGCUUAUUUGGCUUCGUCUAGUGAAGAAGAGGAAGAACAGCAGCCAGAUGGUGAUGCAGCUCAUGAAAUGGAAGAUGACAAACCCAGGAAAAGCCAAAAAGAUGAUGAAGAGCAAAUUGCCAAGUACAGAGAGCUGUUGCAAAGCAUCCAAGAAAAAGAGAAAAAACAGGAAGAAAAGGAUAUAGGAAUGGAGAUUAAAUGGGUUCCAGGCCUCAAAGAAACUGCUGAAGAAAUGGUCAAAAACAGGUUGGAAGGAAAGGAUAAUCUAACUCCAUGGCAAAAAUAUCUAGAGAAGAAGAAAGAAAAAAGAAUUCUUAAAAAAAAGAGAAAGGCUACUGCUGAGAGAGAACAGAGUGAAGAUGAACUUCCACCUGAUGUUGAUCUCAAUGACCCAUAUUUUGCCGAAGAACUUGAGAAAACAGGUUUAAAGAAGAAGCCAGAAUCAGUUGAAAGUACCUCAGAAGAUGAAAAUGAAGUUGAAAAACAGAAGGCUGAAAUGGCCCUGCUUAUGAUGGAUGAUGAGGAUGAUAACAGAAAACAUUUUAAUUAUAAAAAGAUCGUAGAACAACAGAAUUUGAGCAAGAAGAAAAAGAAACUCUUAAUGAAAAAGAAAGAAUUACUAGAAGAUGACUUCCAGGUAAAUGUUGCUGACACAAGAUUCCAAGCCAUGUUUACUUCUCCCCUGUUUAAUUUGGAUCCUUCGGAUCCAAAUUUCAAGAAGACAAAAGCAGUAGAAAAGAUCUUGGAAGAGAAAGCUCGCCGAAGAGAAGAAAAGGAGCAAGAUCUUAAGGAGGCAAUCAAGGGGCAGGAGAACAAGAUGGCAAAGAAAGGAGAGGUUGCUAAGAAAGCCAUGGAUCCUGCCUUAUCAAUGCUAAUAAAAUCUGUCAAAAACAAAACCGAAGAGUUUCAAACAAGGAAAAAGCAGAAAUUCAAAUAACUGAACUUUGUUUUUACUCAGACUUUACUUUAGUCUCAGUUCUUUUAAGUGGUAACAUCUCUUGAAAUUACUACAGCCUGCUCUGAUUCCUGUCCACCUAAAAAUUCCUGAAAAGUCACUUAAUUAUGGUGGUGAGUUUUGAAGUAACUAAAAUAAUA
Molecule: messenger RNA, 2714 nt
Organism: Pterocles gutturalis (yellow-throated sandgrouse)
Lineage: Eukaryota; Metazoa; Chordata; Aves; Pterocliformes; Pteroclidae
Gene: ESF1
Product: ESF1, nucleolar pre-rRNA processing protein, homolog (S. cerevisiae)
Exons: 13
Coding region: 1-2556 (851 amino acids)
Biological process (GO): rRNA processing
Cellular component (GO): nucleus
Molecular function (GO): RNA binding
Source: RefSeq, a predicted model, not a curated record